Messenger RNA from Saccharomycopsis crataegensis, 2889 nucleotides. RefSeq names its product leucine--tRNA ligase NAM2 (gene NAM2). Gene Ontology annotation, molecular function: leucine-tRNA ligase activity; ATP binding; aminoacyl-tRNA deacylase activity. Gene Ontology annotation, biological process: leucyl-tRNA aminoacylation; mitochondrial translation. Gene Ontology annotation, cellular component: mitochondrion. NCBI's taxonomy places the organism in Eukaryota, Fungi, Ascomycota, Saccharomycetes, Ascoideales, Saccharomycopsidaceae. The record is from RefSeq and is a predicted model, not a curated record. The transcript has a single exon. Bases 1 to 2889 code for a protein of 962 amino acids.
AUGCUUAGAGUAGCCAGAAACCCUGCUAUUAUAAGCAGGGCGCAGUCUGUGCGGCUCAAUGUACCGUCACAAUUGAUAAAGCUUAACCGUCUCAAUCUUUCUACCAGCUCAGUUCUCCAACAAGUGAAAUUUCCAGAUCUCGAUAGAAAAUGGUUGAAAAACUGGGAAAAGUUCGAUGGGCCAAUUACUCCCAAACCUUUGCCAGGAGAACAUGGUGAUAAGGAAAAAUACUAUAUGCUAACAAUGUUCCCUUAUCCAUCGGGGAUGCUCCAUAUGGGACAUUUCCGAGUGUUCACCAUUACCGACGUUGUGGCAAGAUUUCAUCGGUUCAAAAAUAAAGAAGUCAUCAACCCCAUGGGAUGGGACUCAUUUGGGCUACCGGCAGAAAACGCAGCGAUUCAGAACCAGGUAGACCCAAAGUUCUGGACCCAGAAGAAUAUAGGGAAAAUGAGGCAUCAAAUCGGGAAAAUGCUGACGAGUUUUGACUGGGACCGUGAGCUCAGCACUUGCGAUAAAUCUUACUACAAAUUCACUCAAAUGUUGUUUUUGUGGUUAUAUGAAAAUGGGUUGGCUUAUAAGAAUCUCAAGGAAAUCAAUUGGGAUCCAAUAGAUCAAACGGUGUUGGCAAAUGAACAAGUCGAUGCUAAUGGGAAAUCGUGGAGAAGUGGGGCGAUUGUCGAGAAAAAAAUGUUGAACCAGUGGUUCUUAAAGAUCACUGAUUUUGCCAAAGAUUUAAGCGAUGAUUUAAAAAAACUCGAUAACUGGCCACAGAAAGUGAAAUUGAUGCAACAGAAUUGGAUUGGGAAAUCCACCGGGGCCAACAUCAAAUUUACUCUUGGUAAUGAUGAAAUGAUCGAGGUGUUUACUUCUCGACCAGAUACCUUGUUUAGUGUUCAAUAUUUGGCGAUCUCCAUCGAUCAUCCAUUAUCCAAGCAGAUGUCGGUGAAUAACCAAGAAUUACAACAAUUCAUCGACAAUGCUAAAGAGCAAGAAAAACAACAAUCGUUUUCGCACGAAUCUGACCAACAAAAGAAUAAAGACGGUUACGAACUUCCAGGAAUUCAUGGUAUUCACCCGCUUACUGGUAAAAAGAUGCCGAUUUUUGUGGCACCUUACGUGCUAUCCAGCUACGGUAAUGGGGCGGUGAUGGGUUGUCCAGGUCAUGACGAACGUGAUUGGGACUUUUGGCUCCAAAACGCAUCAGGCAAACCAGUGAUUAAAACGGUUGACCCGGUGGAUAUUGCUGAACUUGACGAUUCUAAACCAUACCUUGGCAAACAAGGGACUCUCAAUAAUAACUGUGCCCCGGAAUUCCAAGGUUUAACCGCGAAACAAGGGUACGAUAAAAUCGUGGCCACUUUACAAUCUAAGUCCAUGGGGGGGCCUGCCACGAACUUCAAACUCCGUGACUGGCUGAUUUCUAGACAACGGUACUGGGGGUGUCCUAUCCCAAUGAUUUAUUGUGAUUCUUGUGGAAUGGUCCCGGUUCCCGAAGACCAACUUCCGGUGGUGUUGCCAGAAAACAUCGAGUUCACUGGGAAAGGUAAUCCUUUGGACCAACAUUCGGAAUUCAAGAAUUGUAAAUGUCCUAAAUGUGGAAGCAAUAACGCCACUAGAGAAACCGAUACCAUGGAUACUUUUAUGGAUUCUUCAUGGUACUUCUUCCGUUAUUUGGAUAAUAAUAACGGAGGGUUACCAUUUGCCAAAUCCAAGGUCGAUGAAUUCAUGCCAGCUAAACUUUACAUUGGAGGGGUCGAGCACGCAAUUUUACAUUUGUUGUACCUGAGAUUCAUCAGUAAAUUCCUUUACAAAAUUGGUAAAUGGGAUGGUGGGGGUGUGGAGAAUAAUGGUGAACCGUUCAAGAAAUUGGCGAGUCAAGGAAUGGUGCACGGGAAGACCUAUAAUCAUCCGGUGACCAAGAAGUUCUUGAAACCAGAAGAAUUGGAUAAAUCCGAUCCAAACAAGGUGAAGUUAGUCGAAGUUGACCCAGCCACUGGGGAACAAUUAAUUCCGGAAGUGUCGUAUGAAAAAAUGUCGAAGUCUAAGUUCAAUGGGGUUGAUCCGGUGGAAUUUAUUGGGAAAUAUGGGGCCGAUUCUACCAGAGCUCACAUGUUAUUCCAAGCCCCAAUUGAUCUCGUGUUAUACUGGGACGAAAAUAAGAUUGUUGGGGUACAAAGAUGGUUGAAGAAAUUACUCAAUAUGAACAAAUUGUUGCUUUCCAAACUCGAAACUUCAAAAAGUCAAUUCAAUACUGCUUCAUUGGAUGAAUUCUUUGCGUCGAUAGACACUCAUGUGCAAUCGAAAUCAAAUUUUAAUGAUUUGGAAAUCGCCCUUUUCAACGAGACCCAAUCUUGCAUUACUGCUAUGGACUCUGCAUUCGGGGACACUUUGAGUUUGAACACCGUGAUUUCAGAUUAUAUGAAGAUGACCAAUUCAAUCAACAAUAUCUUACAGAAUGAUUGCGAUAACGUUGAUUUGGGGUUGAUCACCAGCGGGUUUUACAAGUUGGUGUUGAUGAUUUCACCAGUUUGUCCUGCAGUGUGUGAAGAGAUUUGGGAACUGGUUCAGAAACUGAUCAUCAGUAACAAUAAUGAUUACAAUUGGCAAUCGAUCUUCACUUCGCAUUGGCCAGUGGCCCUUGCUCCAAAAAUCUCGGAGGUGACAAAUUAUAAUGUGAUUGUCAACGGUAAGUUCAAAUUCUUGUACCGUGGAACCAAGGAUUUAAUUGAAAAACCAGAAUCGCAAGUAUUCGAUAAGAUUUUGAACGACGUGGAAGGUAAUGAUAAAAAGACCAUGGGAGAUUUACAAGGGAAGAUCACGAAAGUAAUUUUGAAACCGGGAGCCAUUUGUUUUGUUGGUGCAAAAAAUACCAAGAAGAAAUCACAAUAG